GGGCCCUGACCAACUUGCCAGGCCGGGCCCAGAACACAAAAGAUGCAAGAAACCUUAGUAAACAAAGGAAAGUCUCUUUCUCUCUCUUGCAUCGGAGCUUCCCUUGUCGGGGCUUCCGGAGUAUUUCCGCGAGCCGAACCGCCGACAGGGCCCCGACGUUCGCCGCUCUAUGCGCAGAAAAGUCGUUGACGCCUGCAAUCAUGGGGGACUUGUCACGUCACUGAGCAAAAAGCCUUCCUCUCAGUCCAUUUCGGCCGCUUCAAUAAGCAAACUGAGAGAGACGGACAAGGAAACAGAGAUACCGCUUGGCCCUCAGCUAUCAGCAUGGCCAAACCCCAGAAAGUCGUCGUGGUCGGCGCCGGUCCCGUUGGCUCGCUAGCGGCGUUGUACGCUGCGCAGCGCGGAUACAAUGUCGAGAUUUAUGAGCUGAGAGCCGACUUGCGGGAUCCUUCAACAACCCUCUUAAACUUCACCCGGUCCAUCAACUUGGCGCUGUCGGAGCGCGGCAUCAACGCCAUGCGCAAUGCUGGCCAACCAAAGCUACUGGAACAUGUCUUUGGCGCCACUAUCCCCAUGCGGGGACGCAUGAUCCAUGGCAGAACCCCGAAGGGUGAUCUGUACGAGAUCGCCCAGGAUUACGACGUUCAUGGCAGGGCCAUCUACGCCGUGGACCGAGCCGGUCUGAACAAGCGCAUGCUUGACAUUCUCGAAGAGAUGUCCAACGUCAAGUUCUUCUUCAACCACAAGCUCACCGGCGCAGACUUUAGGAAAUGCAAGGCUUGGUUCGAGGUCAUGACCUCUGAGUCCGCGACAGGCCGUGCCAAAGAGAUUGAGAUCGACUUCGACCUCAUGAUCGGUGCCGAUGGCGCCCAUUCAGCCGUCAGGUACCAUCUAAUGAAGUUCACCCGGAUGAACUACAAGCAGGAGUACAUCGACACCCUGUGGUGCGAGUUCCAGAUCAAGCCCGCGAAGCCCCCUUCGGCGGGCGGCGAGGGUCCCCAUUUCAGAAUCUCACCAAACCACCUCCACAUCUGGCCCGGCAAAGACUUCAUGUUCAUUGCCAUCCCCAGCGACGACGGAUCUUUCACAUGCACACUAUUCCUGCCCAGCGAGCAAACCGUGGCGCUAGAAAACGACCCCUCCAGCGUGCCCACCUUUUUUAACAAGCACUUCCCAGGUGUCACAGAUCUCAUCCCCGCAGAGAACCUGAUCGCGUCCUUCAAGCAGAACCCACAUCUACCUUUGAUCAGUAUCAAGUGCAGCCCAUACCACUAUGACGCCUCCGCAAUUAUCGUUGGCGACGCUGCACACGCCAUGGUUCCCUUCUACGGUCAAGGCAUGAACGCGGGCCUGGAAGAUGUCCGAAUCCUCUUCUCCAUCUUGGACAAGCACUGCCGCAUGGGCGAAGUCAACGACCCUACAGGACAAGCAGACGCCGCCGCCGCAGCAGCCCACCAGAGAGGCGUCGCGCUGGCCGAGUACACGGCGAACAGAGUCCCUGAUGCGCACUCCAUCAAUGAUCUCGCCCUCCAGAACUACGUCGAGAUGCGCGCCUCGGUGCUGUCCCCCCGCUACCGCCUCCGGAAGUGGCUCGAGGAGGCCAUAUCUGUGUAUAUGCCCGGUCUGGGCUGGCAGACGAAGUACUCGCGCGUCAGCUUCGGGAACGAGCGGUACUCGGAGGUCGUCGCCAAGAGUAACCACCAAGGCCAGGUGCUGUUGAAGACGUUUGAAGCGCUCGUUUACAGUCCGCUGGUAAUCGGGGCCGUGUAUUUGUGGUGGAAGCGACCGCAGGCGGUUGUCGGCGCCGUGCAAAGGCUUUUGCGGACUUUACUGUAAAACCAAAGCGUGUUUGGGGGUUGUAGUCACGAUAUGAAUGCCAAGUGCAUAUGUGCAAAUCUAAAAAUAAGAAGAAAAUUCCCGAGAAGGGAAAGCGUACUUGCACUGUGGUCCACGGAGCUCAAAAGAUUUGGUAAAUAUAAUAUGAAC
Messenger RNA from Colletotrichum navitas, 1986 nucleotides. Its product is annotated as kynurenine 3-monooxygenase. The transcript has 4 exons. Gene Ontology annotation, cellular component: mitochondrial outer membrane. Lineage: Eukaryota; Fungi; Ascomycota; Sordariomycetes; Glomerellales; Glomerellaceae. Gene Ontology annotation, biological process: L-tryptophan catabolic process; quinolinate biosynthetic process. Bases 325 to 1836 code for a protein of 503 amino acids. Gene Ontology annotation, molecular function: kynurenine 3-monooxygenase activity; FAD binding. The record is from RefSeq and is a predicted model, not a curated record.